This is a messenger RNA of Vanessa tameamea, 4971 nucleotides long. RefSeq lists its product as uncharacterized. The transcript is spliced from 18 exons. NCBI's taxonomy places the organism in Eukaryota, Metazoa, Arthropoda, Insecta, Lepidoptera, Nymphalidae. Bases 87 to 3713 code for a protein of 1208 amino acids. The record is from RefSeq and is a predicted model, not a curated record.
UUGAAUUGUAACGAAAAGUAGAGAAAUCAAAAAAGUUGGGAAUUGGAAUUCCUUGGCUUCUGAAGAAAAUACAAUAAAAUAAAAUAAUGGAUAAUCAUUUAACUCCCAAGAAAAUACAAAGGUUAAUGCACUUAGCCGAAGAUAAAUCCUUUAAUUUGCAAAGACGACAGCAAACUUUUAAUAAUGAUGACGUACAAAGCAGCGUAGGUUCAAAUCAAAUGGCUUUUAAUAGAACUGGAACCAAUUACGAAUCCUCAUCGGGAAUCUUAGACUUGGAACGCGUAGAAGGUUUUGGUGAAUCAGGUAUUGAUAAUAUUUCGCUGAGUAAAUCGACUGCAUUCAAUCCAGGUGAAAUGACAGGAAGGUCCACAGGAACUGAAGAUAUUAAAGAGCCACUUAGUUCGGCAAGAGCAUUUGAAGAGUAUGGACGCCACUCAAUGGCUUUAGAGAGCAUUACAACCCACAUGGAUAAACAAACAUCUGAAAUUAAUGAUUUAAUGAGGCAUUCGAUUGCUACAAAUUAUUCAUUUCACUCAAAGAGAGAUCUAACAGCAGAUGAAGCAUCUCUCGUGAUGAGAGAGGCUCCUCUUCCUGUACAGCAUAGCACUCAAGCCAAUUUUCAAGACAGCUUACUGACGAGCAAUUCAAACAUGUCAGUUGGAGCAUAUUUUCAAAACAGGUGUCCGGAGUUUGGAAAAAUACUCUGUAAUGUUGACAGCCCAGACAGGCCAAGCAUAACAGAUGUAUCAUUAAUUGGCCCAUCAGACAUCAUACAAAGUAACCCAAACAAUACAUACAAAAUGGACACAACUCUGGACCGUGUACCAGUAAGACAGCCUCGUAUUGAUAAAUCACAGCCGCAAAACAUAGUUGCCAAUUUAUUCCCUACAAAAGUACAAGACAUGACCAAUUUGUCUGCUAAACCUUCACUCAUGGAUAUAUCUAAUAUGAAGCUCAAUAAAAGUUCUGUACCUGUGAAAAGUUAUGCACAAAUGGCUGGAACAAAAACAGUAAACCACAAUGCGAAUCCAAAAAUGUUUACGGCUCCGAAACCCACGGACAUAUUGCUAAGAAACUUACAGUUGUCAAUGCGUCUGGUGUCAGAUGAUACAGAAUGUUCUACGGAGAACUCGUUGAGUAUUUCAAAAAUUGCAGAUUAUCUAGGAAAACAAUCAAAUGUCAGUGUUACGGAUAUAUUACAGCUAAACAAUCAAACCAAGCAAGUAAAUAGGAAGCAGCCUCUCACUGAACUACACAUGAACAUAUUGGAAAAUAAAAAAGCAAAACAAGAUAUUUUUGUGACCAAUUUAAAAGAUACAAAAAAUAUUGAAACUGCUAGUUCAUCGGGGACAGUUAACACAGUUAUAUCUCUCGAUAAAUUAAAGCUUAAUGAGGAGAAGGAAGUGCCGUCUGUUAUUGUCACUCGUCACUCAAUGGAUACUCAGGGUACUGAUAGUGAUGAUGUCAAGAUGCACCAUAUGGCUCCGUCCCACUCGCCGUCUAGCACAAGUCAGUCUACCCUCAGUACAGUUCAAGAAGCUGCAAGUUUCAAAUCUGGCGAUAGUCCGUUACACUGUAGUAAAGGCGAGGUUAAUACAACGCAUACGCCUUUCCCAAACUUUGAAUAUAGAGAAUUAGAUAAGUCAGUAGAUUGGCAAGAGGUGUUACAGCAUAAACUUUUGAAACAGGAGAGCUUAGCAAAAGAAAAGUGGGCUGAAAUCAUAUCAACUCCCAUUAAAGGUUUCGUAGGCGUCAGCGCUGCUGUGUCUAUUACGGUAACAACACUGAUAGAUAGUUGGCUGACUGCAAAGUUUGAAUUUGAUGAACUACCUAACGGAGGAAGAGAUCUCACCGUCGAGUUACCGCGUCAACCGUUACUAUUGUCACCCGGAAAAACGGAGAAAUUCACGUUACACAUUACUUCUAACAUAGAAUUGGAACAGUACUUACCAUUCACCAUGUAUUUAAAAGACGCGUCAAUAGACGGGGACGUUGAACAAAAAGGACAUUUAGAAGUUAGUAUAAAAAUGCCAACAAUACAAGCAUUAUCCUGCGAUGGAGUUAACAAGGUUACCUUUCCGACAAUUCAAGAAAAAUCCACUUUAACUAAGUACUUCGUUUUAAUAAGCGAUUGUUGCGAAGAUCUUCAAUUAGAGUUAUCGAUAGCGGAGGGAGACAGUAUGUUUGUAAUCAAAUCUGUUCAGGAAAUAAUAAAGAAUGAUGUUAGCAAAGCUCUAAUGGAACGGAAUGCCUCGACUGAAGAUUCACAAGUAAAAAUUAAAAUGAAAGGCAUUAACAAGCAGUUAUGCAGGCUGAGUAGCGGUAAUGCCAUUAAAGUUACGAUUACGUUUGUCGCGCCGAAGCUGUUGGAUCUAGAAUUAACUGAAAAAAUGGUCACCUUCAAAGGCACAUUGAAUGUUAAUUUAAUUGGAGUUAACACCAUUUUGAAGAAAGUCAAUCUCAUUGGGUCAGUCGGGAGUGCCAGCCUUGAAGUGCAGCCACCGUCUAGUAAACUUCAUCUUACAAAUGAAACCACUACAAUAAACCUGUGUAAUACUGGCUCUGUGACUGGAGUUUGGGCAGUCAAAUUUAGGAGCAAUAAUAGUAAAGAUAAUCAAUUUCCUUUCAAAGUGUCUGCGACAAAACUGGAAAUUCGUCCUGAAAGUGUUAAAGAACUGAGCCUCAUUUACACAGGACCUCCGGAUGCUGUCAGUGAUGGGACUUUAAUAUUAGAAGAUACAGCUACAGGCAACAUAACUAAGAUUGAUAUUAUUGGAGGAUCAGAUAAACCUAAAACUUUUCCAGUCAAAACCAACUAUAAUAAUAUGUCAUGGGUGCGGGCUGGAAGAAAGGAGCUCAGUUUAAAAAAUUCUACAAACAAGAAAAUUCAGAUUCGCUGCCAAAUAGUUGGCGAAGGUUUCCUCAUUGAUUCUCCCGGUAUCGAAGCCAGAGGAACAUUCAUACUUUCCUUUGGACCGUGUGAAUGCAGGCCGUUGCCGAUCAUUUUCGCACCCAAUUCUUGCAUGCCGCAUGCAGCUGCGUUGCAUUUAGUUUUCGAUAAAAACAGCGACUACUCGAGAAAGAUCAAGCUGCACGGCUGCGGCAGCGGCGAGUCGCUGCGCUGGUCGGGCGUGGUGACGUACGGGCCGACGGCGCUCGUGCGCGCCGUGUCGCGCGCGCCGCUCGACCUCGCGCUCUACAACAAGGCGCUCAGCCCCGCCUUCGUCUACGCGCAGGUGCACUUCAACCUACAAUACAGAUUCAUAGAAGCUGAAUCACAGUUACUCGGUAGCCGUCGUAUAGUAAACCGUCGUUCGAAGCAUUCAAUAACGUUGCUCGUUCCGUGGAACAAACUGGAGCGACGCUUGCGCGGCAGCGACGCGACCGCACUCGCCACGGUCACCGUCAUCACGGGCCCGGAGUUCACACGCCGGAGGAUACUCAGAAUAAUCAAGGACCAAUCAACCGGAGAGUUGGAUGUGUCCUCACUGCCGGAUCACUUAAAAGUGUUAGUGGAGCCUUUUGAAGGAGAAGAUCUAUCUUUGGAUGCUUAUUUAGAGAAUUUCAGUGAAACCAAGGCUUGUCUGAAUGAACUUAUUGAAGGUCUUCAAGAAUUGACGGCACAAAUUGAUUUACCACAAGAUCUUGGAGAAGAAAAUACUAUUCUAAUAAGUGAUGAUACAAUGCUUGAACAUCAUACACUUUGUGAUUGAAAUUCUAUUUAGAGUUUCCCUCGCGAAAUGUUAUAAUCUGGCUGGCCAACACUUAUCGUAUCUAUAAUUUAAAAUGUUUUCUUUUGUAAUAAAAGAAUACUCACCUGAUGUUUGUACUUAUAGUUAUAAGUUUAGUAUUAUCCGUCCGCGAGUCAAGUUUGCUCUCUUAAGCUGACAUUUAUUUUACUCUUAUAAUCUUAGUAUUAUUAAUAUAUAUUACAUAAUAUUUAAGUGUCUCCGUAUUAAUGAUAACUCAAAUAUUCCUUAAAUUAUUGUUUUAACUUUUAGCCAUUAUUUUAAUAAUCAAAUAAUGUUCACUUGUAAUAGUUAUAAUGUAAGUUUAAAAAAGGAUAGAUGACUGUGUUUUAGUUUUCUUUUUGCUUAAUAAAUAUUCUAAUUGCUUAAUAAACAUUGUAAAAAUGCAUCAAUAAAAAACUUAUUUUAUUUCAUAUUAUUUAUUAUUUUCUUAACCAGUAUAUUUAUUCCAAUCGUUUUCCUAUUUUGUUUUUCAAUCAUUGUUUCUAAGAGAUUCCACUCAAUCGCAGUUGUCUGUUAGAAAUGACCUUUUAAAAAUAUUGCCUACUACUUAUAAAACUAAAAUGCAUUUCACUUAUAAUAAAGUCAUUAAACGCUGCAAAAUGAUAUUUUAUAUACAGGACUAAAUUUGAGAAUUUAUAAAAUUAAAAUUGGAUAUUUUUGCUAAUUAUAUUGAUCCUUUCGAAUGAGCCCCUAUUUGUUAAUGUAUUGGAAUAAAUUAACUCUAAUUUGGGCAUAAAACAAUACAUUGAAAUAAGAAUGUAUUUCGGGGCUUAUCCUAAAGGACUGCGUCAACAGUUUAUCGAGCUUGGUGUAUUUUAUGUUACCAUGAUUAUAUCUCUUACACAACGAAAAUAUUUUCCGAACACACGACACAGUACAUUCACACGUCGCAAUCAUUCAUCAUUCGAUCUCACUCACAAUAGUUCAAUUCACACACACGUUGAACUCUCGCUUUCACAUCGCAUUUGGCAGUUUAUCAUAGUUACUUCAUACAUGUCAAUAUUCACAUAACACUCUUUAUUACAAAAUAAUAUAUAAUAACAUUCUAUGAUUACAUACAAUCACAAAUUCACGUAGUACAAUGUUUAUUAUAAAGCUGGAGAUGGAAUGUGAAUAUCGACACGAUAUUAAAGUGAGCUCCACUCGGGAUGUCUUGUCUACAUGCCAUAGUCUACAUAUAAAAAAAAUCUUAUUGAAAUGGAAGUACUUAUAUUUUACA